Molecule: messenger RNA, 1953 nt
Organism: Penaeus indicus
Lineage: Eukaryota; Metazoa; Arthropoda; Malacostraca; Decapoda; Penaeidae
Product: protein odr-4 homolog
Exons: 8
Coding region: 138-1583 (481 amino acids)
Biological process (GO): intracellular protein localization
Cellular component (GO): endomembrane system
Source: RefSeq, a predicted model, not a curated record
GUCACAGCUGACAGCUACGAAAAGCAGCUGGUGGAAUACCUGUAGCGAAAAUAGCCUUAAAAAAAGAUAUACCGGAACGUGUAUUCCGAGAAGAAUAAGUUGGAGACGAAGAGAGGGAGUUCAAAUAGAGAGAAACCAUGAUGGGAAGGACUGUAAUAGCGGAGGAGAGUUUGCAGGACAGACUUACCGCCCUCGCGAAGGUUGGCACUUUCCAGAUUGGACUUCUGAUUGGCCAGAAUGCGAGAGAUCGGGACUACCUUGUCCACCUGGCUCCGACCCCCAUACCAGACGAGGGCGACCUCAGUUCUGAAGAGGAGGAUGCGGUGCCACACAGCCCCAAGACGGAGCACGGCAAGUCCAAAGUCCCCGAGUCUAUCCCCAAGGUCGUCGAUGCCAUUGUCGCCCAACACACUAGGCAGGUUGUGCGCAUGUUACCGGGAGGGUUGGAUGUCAUUGGCCUUUUCGUGGUGACCCCUCAGUCGGACUAUGACACUUCCCAAAGCCAAUCCAAAAUCAGGUCAAUUUUGGGCGCGGUUCACAGAACUGCGGCGAAGAUCCUACUGGAGACUGCCGAACUUCGCACCGAGAAGAUUAUCCUGCAUGUUUGUACGCAGUCCUUCAAAUGCACAGUGAAGACAGUAGAUGUAUCCCCCACGGCAGUCGGCAUUCAGAACAGUGCCGAGCUCAGAUUCCACCGGGGGGGCGUCAAGUGGCAGCAGAUCAGCUAUUCCUACAACAUCAAUCUCAACUUCUGGUUGCCGAAGGACAAAUCUCCGCAGUCACUUUAUAAAAUGAUACUUUCCCUCAUCAAGCCAUGGGCUCAGAGCGUGACCAAGAGCCUAAUCCUGAUUGACUCGGAGCUUCAAAACAGCUACGACUUUCUGGACCCCUAUGCCGAGGAGAAGCAGACCAAGAAGAAGGGGAGCGGCAGCAGUGGGGUCAGGGGGGGGAUGGCGGACUUGUCUCCCCCCAAAGUCUUCACGGCCGAGAUCCUUGAUUCGGGAGCGCCCUUAGCCGUGGAGGGGCCCGGCUCUGGCCUCGAGGAGAGCUCGGGGAACGUGAGGCUGGCAGGAACGGUGGCUGGCCUGGCCUUUGUGCACUCCAAGGCCACCGUUGGAGAAGCCAGAUCGUCCGUGCUCGUCGACCUGGUGCGCUCGGUGGUGGCCCGGUGGGAGAUGCACUGCGACUCCCUCGUGGAAGAGCCUCCCUCGCACCUAGUGGGCCCGAUCAUCCAUGAACCUCCUCGUCGCGUCUUCCUUGAAGGAGGUGGUCUUCCUGUCAGUCUCUGUGACUACCUGUUUCCUGGGGACAACACUACAGAUGCAUGUCAGUCGGCCAAAGAGCUGCUCGGGCUGACAGUUCGUGCCGAGCAUGUCGAUGACACGCUAGAAACGUUGGCUGAUGCCACAGAAGUGAUGGACAGCGGAGAAGGAGGCGUGGGGGAGGACCCACGGCUGGGCAGCGACAGGUCCAGUGCAUCGUCCACGUGCCCAGUUUCAUACAUCCUCCUGGCGUCCGGCGUUGCUGCUCUGGGGAUUGCGUUCUCUUACGUCACGCUCCAGAGCUCAAAGGCGUUGACUUAAGGUUGAAUUAGGUUGUGGCAGAAUUUUUUUUUUUUUCUCUCUCUCUUUUUUUUUUGUUUUUCUUUUUCUUAUUAUUUUUUUGUGAGUUAGUAUUCAAGGGACUGCAAGUUUAUUUAUCAGCUUUUAUGAGCUUUUUACAUAAAGAUCACUAUAUAAUGGGAUUAUAUGUCCUUGUAUUAUGUCAAGAAGAGACAUAACUAGGUAGUUUCUAUAAUUUGAAUGUUUGUUUCUUUGUCUCUUUGUAUGUGUGUCUUUUUGUUUUGAAUUUGUUUUGUGUUAUAGCAAUACAAGAAUUAUCAUGUCAUGAGAAGAUCUAAUUGUCCAACAUGUUUCCAUACAUUUUUUAAGUAAAUUUUUAUUGCCUCUUUAA